AUGAUGCAACAGUCACUCAUAAGUGAAGUAGUAUGGUCGUUCGACUCCAUUGGCAUCGUGAACAGCAGAAGACAUCCGCUGCAAGAUAUACCCAGAACCACCUUUAAGGAUCAGCAAUACAGCAACAAUAUGCACUGCAUUAUCGGCAUCGCUUUGCUCGCCUCGGUGGCGCUUUGUGGCGCGGAUGUCUCGCACUUAUCGCGCAGCUAUCUGCCACCCGCUAGCGGCGGCGUCAGCAGCUAUGCCUCGUAUCCGAGCUACAGCAGCGGCCUGGCUAGCAAUGGAGCUUACGCGGGUGGUUACUCGAGCGGUGCCACGCCCCUCCUCACCUCCAGCUAUAGGAGCUACGCAGCUCCCCAAUACAACAACUAUGCCACGCCCUCGCGCGCCUAUCUCGCGCCAGUGCAGAACUACGUCAGUGCUCCGGCCGUGAGCUACAGCAGCGGCCUGGAUACCAAGUACGCCGACAAUGGUGGCUAUGUCUAUUAG
This is a messenger RNA of Scaptodrosophila lebanonensis, 489 nucleotides long. RefSeq lists its product as uncharacterized. NCBI's taxonomy places the organism in Eukaryota, Metazoa, Arthropoda, Insecta, Diptera, Drosophilidae. The record is from RefSeq and is a predicted model, not a curated record. The coding region runs from base 1 to 489 and encodes 162 amino acids. The transcript has 4 exons.